GCCGGAAAAAAAGCAUUGAUCUAACGAGGGGAGAAAGAAGAUGCUAAGCAGGCUGCAGGAACUCCGCAAGGAGGAGGAAACGCUGCUGCGUUUGAAGGCGGCCUUGCACGACCAACUGAACCGCCUCAAGGUUGAAGAACUGGCCCUCCAAUCCAUGAUAAGCUCUCGAAGAGGGACUGAAACGCUGUCUUCUCGGCCUGCGCCUGAACAGUUGUGUGAUAUGUCAGUGCAUGUCGACAAUGAAGCAUCAAUCAAUCAAACCACACUGAAGCUGAGUACAAGGAGCCCUAUGGAGGAAGAGGAGGAGGAGGAGGAAGAGGAAGAGUCUGAUUCGUAAGGGGGACAAGAGCUUGGAUGAGGUGCACGUCUGAACAGAGACAAGCAUGGGAGAGGCCUGAAAGCAACAUGGCAUGCCGCUGGGCAGAGGAGUUCCUCUUUGCUGCUUCCCAAAGGCUCAGAUGCUAGCGGCGUGGGUUGGUGUGCUGGGCUGGUUAAGCCCAAUGGUAGAGCAGAGCCAACCUGCGAAGUCCACCUCCUCAGCAUCAGAUCUCUUGAUGAAAGCAUGAACCUGGGUGCAGAAAACAGAAAGGAAAUGCUGUUAAAAACUACCAGGAGGAAAAAGCAAGUGUCUCAGCCUGGGUCGGACCACUUGGAAGAUGCUUCUAGUGUUCACCGUUGAACAGCAAGUAGGCCAGCUGCAGCCCAAAGAUGCUCUGCCAUGACCAUGCAUAUAAGUUGUGCGGCCCUCGUCUCUGAGCAACCCUGACUUGUUAGAAGGUACACUACACUCAAGGCUACACUGGGCAUGGAGCAUGGACCUUAAAAUACCACAUCCCUGUGCCAAUGCCAUCAAACAAGAAUUAGAUGGAGAGUAACCCAGGAUGCUGGAAAUGUGAGAUGAACCAGUCAGAACUAGAAAAAAAAAAGCCUGUCCUCAGGAAGGUUGUGGGCUGGCUCCUCCCUGACUUGCAUCCCAGGUUCCCCCUGUAACUCACAUCUGGCACUGUGCAGCCCCAACCCUGACUAAAGAAUGAGGGCUGGGACAAGACAGACAAAUGAUCAAGCAGAUGAAUAAACAUGCUCUGAGACUCACCAUGA
This is a messenger RNA of Arvicola amphibius (Eurasian water vole), 1098 nucleotides long. RefSeq names its product small nuclear RNA activating complex polypeptide 5 (gene Snapc5). The record is from RefSeq and is a predicted model, not a curated record. Lineage: Eukaryota; Metazoa; Chordata; Mammalia; Rodentia; Cricetidae. Gene Ontology annotation, cellular component: nucleus. The coding region runs from base 41 to 337 and encodes 98 amino acids. Gene Ontology annotation, biological process: transcription initiation at RNA polymerase III promoter; transcription by RNA polymerase II. The transcript is spliced from 4 exons.